AUGGCGUCGGGCAUAGAGAAUCUCACUGAGAAAAAUUACCGUACUAUGCUCUGGACCCUAUAUACGGUCGCUGUCUUUAUCACAGUCCUUCGACUCGCCGUCCGCUACUUUCAGAUGAAGCGCCUCCUUUGGGACGAUGCCUUUGCGAUUUUCGGUCUUAUAUCCUUCACGGUCAUGGUGGUCCUGGCCGAACUGAUGUGCGAAAAAAUAUACAUGCUCAUAACUUUCAGCGAAGGCGGAUCGCUGGGACCUAAAUACACCGAGACGAAACAAAUUACGGACGGCAUAAUAGACCAACUCAUCAUGCAGUUCUACUUCAUGAUGUUGUUCUGGACCACACUUUGGAGCAUCAAGGGAUCCUUUUUGAUGUUCUACCGCAGACUCUUCACGGGGACCGACGGCUACAUGAAAUGGUGGUGGGCUGUGGUGGCUUUCACCAUCGCUACUUAUAUCGCUUCCGUGCUUACAAAUGUCAUGGUUUGCCUUCCUCUCUGGAGACGAUUUACUCUGAAUACGCAAGAUCUGUGUGGUGUCGUAGGUGCCCGGAGGGCCAUUUGGGUAGCAACUACGAUCGAUAUUUUAUCGGACAUCUUUAUCGCAAUGCUGCCAAUUCGUCUGCUGUUCCAGCUCAGGAUCUCAACCAGCCAAAAACUAGGAGUGGGAGGCAUUUUCUCUCUAGUCGGCUUCAUCAUAGCUGUGGCCAUCGUUCGAAUGAUAUAUGUUCUAAAUUCUAUUUCGACCGAUACACGCCAUAACAUCAGUGUGACGAUGUGGUCAGUACUGGAGGCGGGCGUUGGUAGGAAUCUCACCUUUGCAUACAUGGGAUAUCUGCUAACUUCCAUACCAGCGGUUAUUGUCGGCAGCCUGCCAGCCCUCAAGUCUCUCAUAACAAAAAGGCACGGCAACUCAACUUACGGUUCCUCGGCCAAGAGAUACAAGCAUAGCGGCAGCAGCAAGACCAUAAGCUCGGCGCGAUCUGGCCCUCAUAAGGGCCCUCACAUCCGUCUACACGACCUCCCGUCUGCUGGAACCCACAACUCGAUUGAAGCUAGCGGGCCUGGCUGGGACAGCGAAGAUGCGAUAUACCUGCGGAGCUUGGAUCUAGGUAAAGGGAUCAUACAGACGCAGGAAGUCAGCGUACACUCUCACGACCCUAAUCAAAAGUGCCCGGAGGGCCCCCACAUCUACUCCUCUUAUGCAUGA
Molecule: messenger RNA, 1203 nt
Organism: Drepanopeziza brunnea f. sp. 'multigermtubi' MB_m1
Lineage: Eukaryota; Fungi; Ascomycota; Leotiomycetes; Helotiales; Drepanopezizaceae
Source: RefSeq, a predicted model, not a curated record